UUCCUUUCUUUUUCUCUCUAAAAAAACACACACCAAGUUAAAUAAAAAAUAAAAAAUAUUUAGCCGCAAUUAAGGGUUUAAAUUUCGGUGGAGGCAAACAAAUCACAAACCCCAUUUACACAAACAUUCAUUUACAUAUUUUUAAACCAAUAUAUAUAUAUACACACAUAUACAUACAGUGUGUGUGAAGUGUGUUUUUUUUCUUGAAUGUAAUAUGAAAUUUUGGAGAGAAAUACAAACGUAUAUAGUAAAUACAUAUAUAUUAUACACUUUUAGCAAAUGGGGGUAGCAAAAUCUUGGAGAUAUAGUGGAAAAGUUUUGAUCUUGGCAAAAAAUCAUGGAUAUAAACAUAAUAACUUGAAGCAUCAUUGUUUGUUAUGGUCACCGCCGGAGACGACGGUGGUUGGCGGUGGGCAGAGACGGCGGAUCUCAUGGCCGGUGGUUUGUGGGGUGAUGUUGUUUCUUUUGGGUUUGGUGUCUUUUUUUACUGGUCAUCUUGCUUCUUCUCAUCAUGAAUGGUAUUCACAUAAAAUUGUUAAAACAAGAUUAUGGAAGAAAAAAGUGCACCAGACUAGCGCUGUACCAGUUGACAUAUGGAAAUCCAAGUACUCAAACUUCUACUAUGGAUGCAGUGAGAGAAGCCCUUAUUACGCACCUCCAGCUCGUCACCUGCCUUCAAACGGUUAUCUACUAAUUGCUGCCAGUGGUGGACUGAAUCAACAAAGAACCGGGAUUACUGAUGCCGUAGUUGUUGCACGGAUCCUAAAUGCUACUCUAGUCAUUCCUGAGUUGGAUCAUCACUCAUACUGGAAGGACGAUAGUGACUUUGCCAACAUAUUUGAUGUUGAUUGGUUCAUAUCUAAUCUUGCUAAGGAUGUGCCUGUUGUCAAAAGAGUCCCAGACAAAUUCAUGAGGUCACUUGAAAAACCACCUUACACGAUGCGUGUCCCGAGAAAAUCAGAACCUCAAUUUUACCUCAGUGAAGUACUGCCAAUACUUACAAAGAGACGUGUUGUUCAGUUAACUAAGUUUGAUUAUAGGCUUGCUAGUGAUCUUGAUGAAGAGCUACAACGGUUGCGUUGUCGGGUCAACUAUCACGCUUUACGUUUUACAAAACCAAUUCAAAAUCUUGGUCAGAAAAUUGUUAUGGAAAUGAGGAAGAUGUCUACUCGCUUUAUUGCAAUUCACUUGAGGUUUGAGCCUGAUAUGCUUGCAUUUUCGGGUUGUUACUAUGGUGGUGGGGAUAAAGAAAGAAAUGAGCUCGGUGAAAUCAGGAAAAGAUGGGCAACAUUACCCGAAACAAGUCCUGAUGGAGAGCGGAAGCGAGGAAAAUGUCCUCUAACACCUCACGAAGUAGGUUUAAUGCUGCGGGCACUAGGUUUUGAAAAUAACACGUAUCUUUACGUCGCAUCAGGUGAAAUAUAUGGUGGAGAAGAAACCUUGAAGCCUCUUAGGGAACUGUUUCCAAACUUUUACACAAAGGAAAUGGUCGCUAGCAAAGAGCUUGAACCUUUUCUUCCAUAUUCUUCACAGCUUGCUGCUAUAGACUAUAUUGUUUGUGAUGAAAGUGAUGUUUUUGUAACCAACAACAAUGGAAACAUGGCGAAAAUUCUUGCUGGUCGAAGGAGAUACAUGGGGCAUAAGAGAACCAUCCGUCCAAACGCCAAAAAGCUAAAUGCUUUGUUUUUUAAACGCGAUAAAAUGCCAUGGGCAACAUUUGCUAAAAAGGUAAAAGCAGCCCAACAAGGAUUCUUGGGUGAACCAGAUGAGAUGAAAACCGGGCGUGGUGAAUUCCACGAAUACCCGUCUACUUGUAUUUGCAAGAAGCCCUUCAAGUUUUCCGAUCUCGACAGCAACUACAACAUAAACCAAACCCUCACAAAGUUGUCCUUCAACCCGGAAGCAGAAUCUGAAUAUGGGCGCAAUGAAGAAGAUCAAGGUGUUCAUAAUGUGCAGAGUAUAGAAAAUUCAGGUAUGAUUGGAAACCGUGAAUCAUCAUCAUCAACAACAAAAGAAGAGGAUGGUGUUCAGUUUUUGGCUAAUAACUAAUGGCAAGAAAAUACUUGAUAGUGUCUUUGAUUUGAAUUUUUUUUUUUUUUUUUUUUUGGAAUUUAUAUGAUGAGCUAAGUUGGCUCGCUGUUGUAUCUAUAUUUUUGUAAUUUUCCAUUUUGCCACUGUUUUCGUUAGGAUUUCAAGAAAUUUAGUAGUGACAUCUGGGUUUGAGAUUACUCUGUAUAGAAAAGUGUCAGACUUCUACAAGUGUGGUAAUAUUUUUUGUAAGGUAGGACCCGUCCUUGACGGGAUUGGCUAUGAACUGGAUUGGAUGUUGUUGUUUAGUAGCCUGUGGAUGUUUUGCAGGCUUCAAAAUUUAUUAGCAAAUUUAUACUAUUACUCAUUA
This is a messenger RNA of Erigeron canadensis, 2398 nucleotides long. Its product is annotated as O-fucosyltransferase 29-like. The coding region runs from base 280 to 2049 and encodes 589 amino acids. Lineage: Eukaryota; Viridiplantae; Streptophyta; Magnoliopsida; Asterales; Asteraceae. The record is from RefSeq and is a predicted model, not a curated record. The transcript has 9 exons.